Messenger RNA from Colletotrichum orchidophilum, 1143 nucleotides. RefSeq names its product trypsin. Bases 1 to 1143 code for a protein of 380 amino acids. The record is from RefSeq and is a predicted model, not a curated record. Gene Ontology annotation, molecular function: serine-type endopeptidase activity. Gene Ontology annotation, biological process: proteolysis. Gene Ontology annotation, cellular component: extracellular region. Lineage: Eukaryota; Fungi; Ascomycota; Sordariomycetes; Glomerellales; Glomerellaceae. The transcript has a single exon.
AUGGAGCUCACCAAGUUCCUCGGUUUCCUCGCAAUGGUCCUGCCCAUCGCCUACGGUGCUCCCACCCAGGCCGCGACCAGCCUCCACCCCAAGAUCCUGGCCGCCAUGAAGCGCGACUUCGGUCUGGAUGCCGAGGCGGCCACCAAGCGUGUCGCCUUUGAGCACCGCUCCACCGACGUCAUUGAGCAGCUCCGCAACUCCGCCGGUGCCUCCUUCGCCGGUGCCUGGAUCUCUGAGGACGGCACCACCCUCAACGUCGGUGUCACUGACGAGGCCCUGGCCACCGAGGUGACUAACGCCGGCGCCGCCCCUGUCAUCCUGCCCAACCCCCUCUCCAAGCUCGAGGAGGCAAAGGCCGCUCUCGACAACCUGGAUAUCGAGGCCCCCGCCGCCGCCCGUGACGAGACCUCCGCCGCCUCCGGUAUCGCCUCGUACUACGUCGACGUUGCCGCCAACAAGCUCGUCAUCGAGUCCCUCGCCGGCAGCACCGCUCAGGCCGAGUCCCUCGCCACCCAGGUCGGCCUCGCCGCCGGUGAGUUCGAGGUCCGCACCGUCGAGUCGUUGCCCACCACCUUCGCUACCGUCCUCGGCGGUGACGCCUACCUCAUCAACCGCUCCGCUCGGUGCUCCAUCGGUUUCUCCGUCACCACUGGUUUCGUCUCCGCCGGUCACUGCGGUAGCUCCGGCGACAGCGUCACCACCAGCUCUGGUGCCUCUCUCGGAACCUUUUCCGGCUCCGUCUUCCCCGGCUCCGCCGACAUGUCCUACGUCCGCACCGUCUCCGGAACCACCCUCCGUGGCUACAUUGACGGAUACGGCCGUGGCAACCUCCCCGUCUCCGGCUCCACCGCCUCCGCUGUCGGUGCCUCCAUCUGCCGCUCCGGCUCCACCACCGGUGUCUACUGCGGCACCGUCGGCGCCCUCGGUGCUACCGUCAACUACUCCGAGGGACGUGUCACCGGCCUCACCCGCACCAGUGUCUGCGCCGAGCCCGGUGACUCUGGCGGUUCCUUCUACUCUGGCGCCCAGGCCCAAGGUGUCACCUCAGGAGGCUCCGGCGACUGCUCUCGCGGCGGUACCACCUACUUCCAGCCGGUCAAUGAGAUUCUGUCUACCUACGGCCUCACCCUGGUCCGCGCUUAA